CAGUAAGCAGCAGCGAGCAAGCACUGGAAUCGUGUGCUUUAGGAAGACUUCGACACCAACAACCUUGACAUAUUACUACAAGGCUGCGGGCGCGCAAGUAAACCGAUCCUGACUUUCUUGUCGACUUACUAUCCAGGUCACAGCCAUGGAUUAUAUUCUCCAGAUGGUCUGCUCGCAUUGCGAGGGACGUUUCGAUUUUCCUGCGAUGGACUUUUCACACCAUUUUUCCACGCCAAAAACAUCAGAACGAGAGGUGCCUUGAUAUUGCACCCGGUCUCUGCGAAAGGGACAGGAAAGAAAUAAAGCACUGAAAAUUAUCACACGGAAAGCGAAAUCCAGAACUCAAAAAGUUCUGUUCGAUAACGUCGACAAACGGCAAAAAUGCGGCUCGAAGCCGCCGCCUUGUUGGCCUGUUCGGUCCUGUCAUUUGCAUUGACAGUGCCUUUGAAACCCAGGUACAUCAAGCCAGAACAUGGAGUCAAAAUGAAGAGAGUUAUCCUCGAUGCACCGAUGGACGGUGGUGGCUUUGUGGUUGUGGGCACACCUGCAUUCCUCAACUAUGCGGAUGCGAACAGGGAGCGGAUCAAGAAGGCAAGCCCGGGUGCUAAUGAUCGUCAGGUGGAGGAGCUCAUCGACAAGGACUGGGAGAAGCUCAGUCCUGAAGCCAAGGCCGAAUGGAAGGACAAAAAGCCUGACGGCCCAGGGGCAACAGCAGGUGGCUCAGGGAUAACUCCUCCAAAGGUGUCAAAUAUCACGAGCUCUUCGGGCUCAGCGAUGCGGACUCCAACUUUCGGAGCGGGGAGAAACAAUACCAUAACUUCUGCAUCCACAUCCACAUCAACAAGGACUUCUUCAAGCUCACAGACACCCCCGACAAUCACACCAGCGCCAGAUCUGAAGCCUGGAGGCGCCGGCGGACCCGCUGGGCCAACCUCGACCAGCACACCCUUCAAAAACAGUACAUCGAGCACGAGCACAAGCACAAGUUCUAGCUCCACAAGUACCUCUAGCUCGUCUACAUCCACACAACCUGGAUCUACCUCUACGAGCACCAAGACCUCACCAACGCAGCCGCCCCAGAAUGGACCGACUGGCACUCCCGCCAAACCAGAGCCUAAGCCCGGUGACCCUCUCAAACCCGAGGGAGAUAAGAACGGUGUUGGAACCCCCUCUGGAAACCCUGGAGCUGGUGCUGGCAAUGGACCUGCACAGAUGCCUCCUAUAGACGUGAAUAAAAUUGGCCUCGAUGGUAUCCCGCAAGGUCUCCCUGGCUCCUGGAAGCCGGAACUCCCCCAAGACUUGAGCCCCAUCAAGCCGGCCCAGCCUGUUCCUAAGUCGCCUGGUUCUUUACCUGGCAGCAAACUUCCUCCUUCCGGGCCUAUUUCUAAACCGAAUCCUGAUGGGCUAGACAACAAACUGCCUCCUGCUGGUCUCGACAACAAGCUGCCACCUGCUGGUCUCGACAGCAAGUUGCCUCCUUCAGGGCCUGACAACAAACUUCCUCCUCCUGGGCCUAUUGAUAAGCCGCAUCCUGAUGGGUUCGACAACAAACUGCCUCCUGCUAGUCUCAACAACAAACUUCCUGCAGAUAUCAAGGUCAAUCCAGUCCGAGGUGGUCCGCUUGAUCCUACAGCAAAACCCAAACCUGCACCAAUAGGAGGCUUGGGUGACGACAACUUUAUGACGAAUCCUCCCUUUGGAGGUCCUGCCGCACCAAAGCCAAAAGGCCCAUUACCUGGUCCUCUCGACGAUGGAGGAUCUAUAAUUCUCACGCCAGUUAUUGUGGUGGGUCCACCUCACAUCGACGGCCCGCUUGGUGGUCCACCUCGAGGCAUCCCAGGGAACCCAGGUGGGAUGAUGGAUGACGACGACCAUGACCAAAUGCCAUUCGGCCAUCCCGGCAAGCCAAAGGGUAGAGGCUCAUCCCCCAGCUCGCAUAAGGGCCCCCACGGCAGGAAACGACCGGGCCCGGUGGUGAUUGGGGAAGAUAUCCCGGUCACGCUCGAGGACCACGACGACGCACCGCUGGGUAGGACGCAAAGAGGCAAGCCGACGCGCAGCGGCGAUCGAGAGGUUGUGCUCGAGGAUGGUGACCUGUUAGAUGGGCCUCUCCCCGGUCCGCGCGGCGGCAGGAAGAACCAGGGCGGACCGGGUCUCAUCACUGUUGAUAUAAUCGACACGACGAAGCACAGCAACUGGCGCAGGGGCGAGAGGGCUCAACGGGUACGGAGACGAGAGGUCUCGGCAGUGUCUGACGACAGGAGGCAUGUUCGCCACCAGAACAUGAAACGCGAGCAGCAACAACAGCAGCAGUAACAGAAUGGACAUGUAUUUGCUCGUGAGUAGGGAUGAAGGGUAUUGGGAAACAGCGUGGGCGUUCGGAUUCUUUUCAGUUUGAUUUUUCAUCUUUCUUGUAUAUGUAUACCUUCUUUGCUGACAUUGGCCAAGUUGCUUAGGUCAAAGGCACAAUAACCUUCAUUCGGCUUCGCCUUGCUCUCAAGUAUUCCAUCAUGCCUCUUUUCAGUAGUUUGAAGUGUACUCGAAGACAACUGACCGGUAAGAUCAGUGAAAGCAAGGCGUCCUUUGCUGACGGGAGAUUCUCGGUCAGAUAAGCUUUACUCCAUCCACGGGACGCAAUCAAACGUUGAAUAGAAACACCACACCUCUAUUGAAAGACGCAAGAGCGUUGUCUAUGUUGUCCACCGAAUUAUGUGGUCACAGUGCAUCAUCCCACAGCGAAGAAAGGAAUUCGGCGUGCCAGUCACAUCCACGAAGCUGCGAUCCUACCCUGAUAAGAGCCCACGCGCUGCAGUGCUGGGACGUACCAGGCUCGAGUUGAUGUUAUUCUCAGCGUCUGUUGUUGCGUACCGUCGUCACAACGGCACAUAGGCUAAACACGGCCCUUGGCCUUGACAGAUGCAGAUCGAGGUUAAUUGCUGGAGCUUCACUGCUGCACACGCCGUUCCCCCGCAUGCUUCUUUGCUUGCGGGCAUAAAAGAAGCACCGGGAUCACAACCGAGACCAAUAAGAAGCCAAGCUCAUACCAUUUUGCAAAUGCUAUUUGGCGACUACGAAAUUUGCUCUGGACCAUGCAUUGUGUAACAUUGGGCCCCAACACUUCGGGAAGCCCUCUCAAACUUUAUAUGCGUAGGUCUUGCUGAUCGAGCCGCCAUAGUCGACAAGACGGGGAAGUCACGCGGUAACAUUUUAUCCAGACCCGACAAUCUGGAAUGUGCAAUUCUGCUAUUGGGGUCCAUGAAAAUCAGUAUACCGGGGAAAGCAGAAGAUGGAGAUGAUUCUGAGGCAACACAAACUGAGCUUACCGCACAUGCAAAGCCGACGGGAUUCAGGAGUCAGCUGCCGUUGGGCCGGAAACCCAUGCCCAUUGAAGCUUUUGGCAUUUACCGCGACUAGAAUAGUUCGCAAGAGAUCCUGACACGAAUUACUUUCGUACUUGACGAUACUAGCGGCGAUUUGAGAAUUAAGCUCGAAAACGGUCUGGUUGGCAAAGCUUGGAGAACUGAAUACAAGCAGCUUGGUUACAGGCAUACCAGUACACGUCCAGCACGCUGCUCCGAAGACGGAGUUGAUCGCAGCACCACGCGAGCAAAGUUUGACCAAGGAACGGGAGAAGCGUGAGAUACCAAGCCUUGGCCUCAACCCUUAUUGGCUUUGUGGUUCGAGCCAUUACGCUAAAGCGGCAGCAAACAUUAACCCCAUCGAGUCAUUAACAAAUAGUGGCCAUGUGCUGUUUACCCCAGGAUCUCAGUCAUUCCCCAGAAUCCAAGAUGUUAUCCCCACAUUCACGAGCAAAGAAUGAACUUCCAUUUGCUUGGCGUGGCCUUUUUGAAUGCCAUCGUCUAAAAAGCUCUCAGGGAACCAAAAAAGAUACUGACCCCUAUCGCGAUGCCCACUGCUAUGCAAUUUCACAACAGUCCAUGCCAAACAAAAAUCCCAUCAGUGACUGUGCCGUAGAAGCACGGUGAGACUGCUCGUUUGUACACACCUUCAACCUAGCCACCCACUCCUUCCCCAGACCCCCAAGACCAGCACGGCUCGGCAACAUGUCA
This is a messenger RNA of Pyricularia oryzae 70-15, 4070 nucleotides long. RefSeq lists its product as uncharacterized. NCBI's taxonomy places the organism in Eukaryota, Fungi, Ascomycota, Sordariomycetes, Magnaporthales, Pyriculariaceae. The coding region runs from base 382 to 2316 and encodes 644 amino acids. The record is from RefSeq and is a predicted model, not a curated record. The transcript is spliced from 2 exons.